GCAAGCGGAUGAAGUUCAUCGGAGCGCUCUCUCUUUACAAACAACAUCCAACAGCAGAGCCAGCUAUUUCCCUCCUCCAGUUUUGAAUACUUUACUACUUUGCUAGCUCCAUCCACCCUUUCCACUCCGCUUGGACUUACUUCUUUCGGACAGCCUUUCUCUCCCAGCCGGGCAUGAAGCAGUAGGAGCCGCGCCGCUUCUCGACGCGCGGAGAAGCGCGGGCUCCCUCUCUCUCUCUCUCUCACCCUCCCUCCGCCCGCCUCCUGCCGCACUCCUCCUGCUGGAGCUGGAGAGAUGCCCGGGGCAGGAUGUGCUCCAGCCGCAAGAUCCUGUGGAGCCUGCUCCUGCUGUCCGUGGUGGAGGUGGGCCUGGGUGUGGCGAGCAUCGUCCUGGGAGCUGUGGGCAUCAGCCGGGUCCGGGGCGAGCAGAAGCCGCAGCAGGGGGACGCGUCCCCGGUCUGGAGCGGACUCUGUUUUCUGGUCUGUGGGAUGUGUGGAGUGCUGUGUGCUCGAAAGAGGACAGGUCUUAUUAUGAUCCUGUUUUCAGCGUGCUGUAUCUGUGGUCUGAUCGGUGGCAUCCUCAACUUCCAGUUUGUUCGGGCACUGAACAAACGACGGGACUCGAUCCAUCUGGCGGCCAUGACUCUGGCGUGUCUGGGGAUCUCAUCAUGUACCUUAUCCACAUGGCUGACCUGUCGCCUGGCCAGCUCUGAGCAGCAGAGGAUGUUCCUGGAGAGGGAACACUCACUGCACCACUCCCAUGAGAUGACUGAGAAAGAGAUCCUGGACAACUCCAGCAACGGUAUUCCUCAGAUCUCCUAUAAUGGACACACUGCAGCAUCACCGUGACGACACAUCACCGAAGGCGAACUCCACACUCUGACACAGAAACAGUGGCCGUGAAUCGGCUGCUGUCAACAGACAAAAUGUAGCAUGUACCUUCUUCAACAUAUCCUGCGAAAUACACAGUAACUAAUAUUCUGUAUGCAGGGAGCAAAUCCAAGUCUCUCCCCUUUUGUCCACCAUCGGGGGCAAGAAAAGGACAUUUUGUCUGCAAGAGAGAGGCGUUUGUGAAUUUCUGAAUAAUUAUGCAAACAUGGGUUCAACCCCCCCCCCUCGUUCAACUCAAAGCCAGGACGGAGGGCUGCCAUUUGGGUGACAAUUCAGGUGACAAACGUCACGUGUGACAUCAUCUGACCUUUAAGCUAAUGAGCAGGAGGGAUAGAUUUUAUCCAAUCAGAUGGCUCAAAGUGAUGAGCACAAACCAAGCAUGCAGCUGAUUCACUUGUUUUGAAGAGCUACUGCUAUUUCCGUCUCAACGUUCUUAUUCUCUCUCUCUCUCUCUCUCUCCAUCUUGUUAUGGGUUCAUGGAAUGCAAAAUGUUGAGAUAGCUCACAGUAAACUGUAUGUAUCAUCUGAUAAUGGAAUGCUUUGGCAUGAAAAUACAGUGAUGCCCAAUGCACUGUACUGUAUAUCCAUGCUUGUAUAUCAGGAACCUAGUCGUAUCUAUAAAUCAGACAUAUUUUUAUAAAUGCUUCUUAUAAAAGUGAAUUCAAAUAAAGUAUGACAA
Molecule: messenger RNA, 1569 nt
Organism: Lates calcarifer (barramundi perch)
Lineage: Eukaryota; Metazoa; Chordata; Actinopteri; Centropomidae
Product: transmembrane protein 196
Exons: 5
Coding region: 309-848 (179 amino acids)
Source: RefSeq, a predicted model, not a curated record